This is a messenger RNA of Vombatus ursinus (common wombat), 4969 nucleotides long. RefSeq names its product ATP binding cassette subfamily C member 10 (gene ABCC10). Gene Ontology annotation, molecular function: ATP binding; ABC-type transporter activity; ATP hydrolysis activity. Bases 132 to 4589 code for a protein of 1485 amino acids. The transcript has 22 exons. Lineage: Eukaryota; Metazoa; Chordata; Mammalia; Diprotodontia; Vombatidae. Gene Ontology annotation, cellular component: membrane. Gene Ontology annotation, biological process: transmembrane transport. The record is from RefSeq and is a predicted model, not a curated record.
AGCCCGGCUGGAAGCGCACCCCUCAGGUCAGCAGUUCCUGGAUCUUGGUCGCGGGGGAGGGGUCGAGGCCAAGAAGAGCCGCGCAGGAGGAGGGAGCUUCCCCCUCCCUUUCCCUCUGAGGUGUAGCCAGGAUGGAGAGGCUUUUGAUACAACUGUGUGAUUCCAGCCCAGACAAGCCAUUCCCACUCUGGGAAUGGGGCACUGUGGGACACUGCUUUACCCAGCUGGUGCUCAAUUCCCUGGCACAUGUACUUCUUGCCCUAAUCAGUGCCUGCUACCUCGGCACUCCAAGGUAUCCAGACUCCAUGCCACCUUGUAGCCCAGGCUGGCGUCUUCGACUUGUCGUCUCCUUCCUGUUGUCAAUUCUUCCAUUACUUGACCUGUUACCGGCAGCCAUCCCCUCAGAGGCAGUCCCUGGUCCCCUGGCGUUAGAGGUGCUGGCAGGAGGUGUUGCGACGAUCGCCUGGAUCACUCAUAGCUUGGCACUCCGGGCACUAGCUCGGUCCCAUGGUAGACUUUCUCGUGGGCCUUUGAUUUUGGCCCUGACUGCCCUCCUGCCUGCCCCUGCCAUGGUGCUGACCCUGCUGUGGCAUUGUCAGCAAGGGACUCUCCUGACCCCACUCCAGCUAGCACCCUUCUUCCGACUCUGCUUUGUAAUCUUGCAGCUGACCAUGCUUCUGGCCUAUUUGCUGGGGUGGGCAGUGCCUGGGGACCAGAGGCAGCGAAGGGCUUGGGCCUCUGACAGCCUCCUUCUCGAGCCACAGAGGCCAGAGAUGGCUGAAGAUGGGGAGAGCUGGCUCUCACGCUUCUUCUACCUGUGGCUGGCUCCCCUGCUGGCCCGGGGGGUCCGGGGACAACUCCAGCAACCUCAAGACACUUGCCUGCUGCCCUCCAGGCUGCAGACAGCCUACCUUGCCCGCCUCUUCAGGGCACACUGGAGGGAGGGGGCCAAGCUGUGGCUGGUCCUGUAUGGAGCUUUAGGGCAACGCUAUCUCACAUUAGGACUCCUGAAGCUAGCAGGGACACUUCUAGGCUUCUCUGGUCCUUUGCUUCUUUCACUAUUGGUUGGUUUCUUGGAGAACGAACAGGAGCCCCUGAGUCAAGGAGUGCUUUAUGCAAUGGGACUUGCAGGUGGGGCAGUACUGGGUGCUUUGCUGCAGAACCAGUAUGGGUAUGAGUUGAGGAAGGUGGCAUUACAGGCUCGAGGAGCUGUGUUGGGGGCUGUGUACCAUAAGACCCUCCACCUGGGGCCAAAUCGCCCCUCUGCUGGCGAGGCAGUGAACCUCCUGGGCACUGAUUCUGAGCGGCUGCUUAACUUUGCCAAUAGUUUCCAUGAGGCCUGGGGCCUGCCCCUGCAGCUGUCCAUCACCCUCUAUCUGCUCUACCAGCAGGUAGGCCUGGCCUUCCUAGGUGGGUUGGGCCUGGCGCUGCUGCUAGUGCCUCUUAACAAAGUGAUUGCGACACGCAUCUUGGCCAAGAAUGAGUCUAUGCUCCAGCACAAGGAUGCUCGAGUCAAGCUCAUGACAGAAUUGCUCUGUGGCAUUCGAGUCAUCAAGUUCUGUGGGUGGGAGCAAACUCUUGGCUCUCGAGUGCAGAAACACCGUGCCCAAGAACUUCAGCAGCUCCGUGUCAUCAAGUACCUGGAUGCAGCCUGCGUGUACCUGUGGGCUGCAUUACCCGUUGUCAUCUCCAUUGUCAUCUUUAUCACCUAUGUCCUCAUGGGCCACCAGCUUACUGCUACCAAGGUAUUCACAGCAUUGGCACUGGUCAGCAUGCUCAUCCUCCCCCUCAACAAUUUCCCCUGGGUAGUCAAUGGGCUUCUGGAGGCCAAGGUGUCUCUGGAGCGCCUACAGCGCUUCCUGGACCUCCCAGACCAUGAUCCUCAGGCCUACUACAGUCCAGAUCCUCCCACAGAACCCCUAACAGUGCUGGAGCUCCAUGAAGCCAUGUUUUCCUGGCACCCCAUUGGAACAGGCCUGGAUACCUUCAUCACUCACCUUGAAGUGAAGAAGGGUUCGCUGGUGGGCAUUGUGGGGAAGGUGGGCUGUGGCAAGAGCUCUCUCCUGGCGGCUGUCUCUGGGGAGCUCCACAGGUUAAGUGGUCAGAUCUCAAUAGCUGGGCGGUGUGAAGGCUUUGGUCUGGCCACCCAGGAACCUUGGAUCCAGUUUGCCACCAUUCGAGACAACAUCCUCUUUGGGAAGGCAUUCGAUGCUCAUCUCUAUUGGAAGGUGUUGGAGGCCUGUGCCCUCCACGAUGACCUUGCUAUCCUGCCUGAUGGAGACCAGACAGAAGUGGGAGAGAAAGGUGUGACUCUCAGUGGUGGACAGAGGGCCCGCAUUGCCCUUGCUCGAGCUGUCUACCAGGAGAACAAGCUCUACCUCCUGGAUGAUCCCCUGGCUGCUGUGGAUGCUGAUGUGGCCAACCACUUGCUGCAGAAGUGUAUUCUAGGCAUCCUGGGACACACCACCCGGCUGCUCUGCACCCACCGAACAGAAUACCUGGAGCAGGCUGAUGUUGUGCUGUUGCUCGAGGGUGGGCGCAUCAUCCAAGCAGGACCACCCUCUGAGAUUCUGCCACUGGUCCAAGCUGCCCCCGAUGCCCACUCUGAGGAUGUACAGAAGACUGAGUCAGCAGCAGCCUUAGAGGCUUGGAAGCCAGAGAAAGAGAGUGAGGAGUCCAAGGAGGUGGGCCCAAACCCCAGCCGCCUGCUCCAGGAAGAAAGAAAGAAAGAAGGGGCCGUGGCCUUCCAGGUGUACCAGGCUUACUGGAAAGCUGUGGGUGGGGGUCUCUCCCUGGCCAUCCUCUUCUUCUUGCUUCUCAUGCAAGGGACGCGGAAUGCUGCUGACUGGUGGCUCUCUCACUGGAUUUCCCAGCUGAAAAUAGCUGAGAAUGGCUCCCAAGAGCUGGGCCACCUUGCCAGCCAAGCACCCUCGCUGCUGUCCCCACAGCUACUGCUCUUCUCCCCCGGAGGCCUCUUCACCCCCGUGUUACCAUGGCCCAAAGCCACCCCAAAUAGCUCCCUGGAUGUGCAGUUCUACCUGACCGUAUAUGGGGCCAUUGCCAGCGCCAACUCGAUCUGCACCCUCCUGCGGGCGAUCCUCUUUGCCACUGGCAUCCUCCAGGCAGCGGCCACCCUGCAUCAGCGCCUGCUGCACCGUGUCCUCAGGGCUCCUGUGACGUUCUUUGACUCCACGCCGACUGGCCGGAUCCUGAACCGCUUCUCAUCCGAUGUGGCCUGUGCAGAUGACAGUCUGCCCUUCAUUCUCAACAUCCUUUUGGCCAAUGCAGUGGGACUGCUGGGGCUGCUGGCCGUCCUGGGCUUAGGGCUGCCCUGGCUGCUGCUGCUGCUGCCACCCCUCGGCUCCCUCUACUACUCUGUGCAGCGCCACUACCGGGCCUCCUCAAGGGAGCUGCGUCGCCUGAGCAGCCUCACCCUCUCCCCACUCUAUACCCACCUCUCUGAGAGCCUCGCCGGGCUCAGUAUCAUCCGGGCCUCUCGUGCCACCUGCAGGUUUGAAGAGGAGAACGAAAAGCUGCUGGAGCUUAACCAGCGCUGCCAGUUUGCUGCCAGUGCGUGCCUGCAGUGGCUGGACAUACGGCUGCAGCUCAUGGGUGCCGCCGUGGUCAGCGCCAUUGCUGUCAUCGCCCUUAUCCAGCAUUACCAACACCUCGCUAACCCAGGACUAGUGGGCCUGUCGCUGUCCUAUGCCCUGUCCCUGACAGGCCUUCUCUCAGGCCUGGUGAGCAGCUUCACGCAAACAGAAGCCAUGAUGGUGAGUGUGGAGCGACUGGAGGAGUAUUCUCAUGACCUGCCCAGUGAGCCCCAGGGCCAGCAGAUACAGGUAGAAGUAGGCUGGCUGUCACAGGGACACGUGGAGUUCCAGGAUGUGGUAUUGGCUUACCGGCCUGGGUUACCCAAUGCCUUGGAUGGGGUUACCUUCAGUGUGCUCCCUGGGGAGAAGAUAGGCAUUGUUGGCCGGACAGGUUCCGGAAAGUCCUCUCUGCUGUUGGUAUUGUUCCGGCUGGUGGAGCCCAGCGCUGGGCAUAUCCUCCUGGAUGGUGUGGACACUAGCUUGCUGGGCUUGUCGGAUCUCAGGUCCCAGCUGGCCAUCAUCCCUCAAGAGCCCUUUUUGUUUAGCGGCACAGUGCGAGAGAACCUGGACCCUCUGGGUCGCCAUGAGGAUGAGGCACUGUGGCAGGCCUUGGAGGAGUGCCACCUGAGUGAGGUGAUCACUCCCCUUGGUGGUUUGGAUGGUGAGCUGGGUGAGGGGGGACGGCGCUUGUCACUCGGGCAGAGGCAGCUACUAUGUUUGGCCAGAGCUCUCCUUACAGAUGCCAAGAUCCUGUGCAUUGAUGAGGCCACAGCCAGUGUGGACCAGAAGACAGAUCAGCUGCUCCAACAGACAAUCUGUAAUCAUUUUGCUAAUAAGACUGUUCUGACCAUUGCACAUAGGCUAAACACGAUCCUGAAUUCAGACCGAGUGAUGGUGUUACAGGCGGGAAGGGUGGCUGAGCUGGACGCUCCAGCUGCCCUUCGAAGUCGGCCCUACUCAUUGUUCCAACAGCUGCUACAAAACAGUCAGCAAUAACCCUGCCUCCUCUGAACCGAUGGUCUUCCCUCUUCCUCAGUCACACCUCCUUCUCCAUGUGGGAGGGCUUGGGGCUUUUAAUCUCAGGUGAUGAACAGCUGUUUACUCUCCCCUUCAUCUAGAGAGCCACCCGGCCCUGGGAGGCACCAGGCCCUCCUCACCUUCCCCAAGCAUCCCUGGCUGGGUACCUUGGGAUGCUCUCCUUGAUACCAAUCCUCCUUAGUGAGCUGAUGGUAUUGCAGGAGAACUCUGGACCAGAGCUGGGACCUUGGACAUGGGGCUCUAGGUUGGCCCCACCUGGGGCCAGGAGCCCUGGGAGCAUGAGCUAUCACUCACUGUCAUUUUUUGUAAUUUUAUUUGAUAAAACCUCUCUUGAACAA